AUGGUCCUCACCGCGAGAGGGAAGGAGAUGAUAUGCAUCGUGUCGGUGCUGGUCGGUCUCUCCUUUAUUGCAGUCAUACUGCGCGCAAUCGCCAGACUGAAGCGAAGAGUUCACUUUGGCGUUGACGACUAUCUUUCCUUUGCGUCAAUUAUCCUCCUCCUCGGCAUGCUGAUUGAACUGGGGCUCUGGGUGACCAUCGGAGGCAACGGAGCCCACCAAGACAGCCUGAACAAUGGCACCAUGAUGAACUUCUACAAGAUCUUCCUGGCCAACCAAUUCACCUACUUCCUCCUCUGCCCGGCCAUCAAAGUCUCGAUCAUCUGUUUCUACCGGCGGGUCUUCACGACCAAGCCCUUCCAAUGGACGACGCUGGGCAUCAACAUCCUGAUCACGCUGUGGGGGCUCGCGAUCUUCCUGGCCUGCGCGCUGCAGUGCCGGCCGCUGCGGGCCUACUGGGACCACGGCGUGGCGGGCCAAUGCCUGGACGGGAUGACACUGAUCAUCACGAACCAGGCGUUCAACGUGCUGAUGGACUUCGUGAUCCUGGUGCUCCCGAUCCCGAUGAUCUGGGGCCUGCACCGCGCCUGGCAGGACAAGCUGGCGCUAAACGGGGUGUUCGCGCUGGGCGCCUUCGUCUGCUUCGCCAGCAUCUACCGCAUCGUCGUGCUCUUCUGGAUCGACGCCGCCGACACCACUUAUACCGUCUACCAGGCCACGCUGUGGACCCACGUCGAGCCCUCCAUCGGCCUCAUCUGCUCGUGUCUGCCCAUCAUCCGCGGCCUGUUCCCGCGCUUCAAGGUCCCCAGCCACCGCCGCUACCGCUCCGCCCCCUACUACAUCCCCACCGACGUCAGCACCUCGCAUGCUGCGGCGGCCGCAGCCUCCGAUUUCUACAAAAUGGAGGAAGGCCUCGGCUCGCGCUCCACCUCGACCGACGAGCGCGACGGCUCGAUCUCGUCCAUCUUCGCGCAGAGCCAUCACCACCACCACCAUCCCAUGGACAUCACCGUGCGCACGGAUAUCAAGAUCAGCGAGGAUAAUUCGAGCGGUCGUGCGUGA
Messenger RNA from Aspergillus uvarum CBS 121591, 1059 nucleotides. RefSeq lists its product as uncharacterized. NCBI's taxonomy places the organism in Eukaryota, Fungi, Ascomycota, Eurotiomycetes, Eurotiales, Aspergillaceae. The record is from RefSeq and is a predicted model, not a curated record. Bases 1 to 1059 code for a protein of 352 amino acids. The transcript is spliced from 4 exons.